Molecule: messenger RNA, 1592 nt
Organism: Sphaeramia orbicularis (orbiculate cardinalfish)
Lineage: Eukaryota; Metazoa; Chordata; Actinopteri; Kurtiformes; Apogonidae
Gene: sec14l7
Product: SEC14-like lipid binding 7
Exons: 13
Coding region: 175-1437 (420 amino acids)
Cellular component (GO): cytoplasm
Source: RefSeq, a predicted model, not a curated record
AUAACAAGGCCUAAGCGACAGGAUAAAAGUCCACCUGUGUUUGUGUGUUUGUAUGUGUGUGUGUGUGUGUAAGGGGGUGUGGCGUUUACAAAGCUGCCUACCUUCACUUCACUCCUGCUCGGUUCAUUCACUGACAGCGACCUCUGUGAGAAACAACAACACAUCAGCAAAGACAUGAGUGGACGAGUGGGAGACUUGAGCCCCAGGCAGGCUGAAAUCUUAACCGAGUUUCGGGAAAGGAUCCAGGACAUCCUCCCCCACCUGCCUGCCCAACAUGACCACUACCUCCUCCGCUGGCUCCGAGCCCGAAGCUUCAACGUUCAUAAAUCUGAAGCCAUGAUCAGAAAGCACCUGGAGUUCAGGAGACAGAUGAAAGUGGACACAAUAAUCUCUGACUGGACGCCUCCAGAGGUGAUUGAGAAAUUCGUGUCUGGAGGGAUGUGUGGGUACGACAAAGAGGGGAGUCCCAUCUGGUAUGAUGUCAUCGGCCCUCUGGAUCCCAAAGGCCUCCUGUUGUCAGCAACCAAACAGGACUUCCUGAAAACCAAGAUCAGACACACAGAGAUGCUGAGGAGGGAGUGUGAUAAACAGUCUGAAAAGAUUCUCUGGGUGAUUUUAUGCAAGAGUCAUUUAAUGGAACAAAUGUUGAAGAAGAACAUUGAAAACAUCACUCUGAUUUACGACUGUGAAGGCCUGGGUCUGAAACACAUGUGGAAACCUGCUAUAGAGACCUAUGGAGAGGUCCUUACCAUGUUUGAAGAUAACUACCCAGAAGGCCUCAAAAGGGUGUUUCUUAUCAAAGCUCCCACAAUUUUCCCCAUGGCCUACAACCUGAUCAAGCACUUCCUCUGUGAAGAAACGCGACACAAGAUCAUCAUUUUAGGAAGUAACUGGAAGGAAGUUUUAUGCAAACACAUUGAUGCAGAGCAGCUUCCAGUGGUGUACGGAGGAACCCUGACCGACCCUGAUGGAGACCCUCGGUGCAGGACCAUGAUAAAAUAUGGUGGUACGGUGCCCAGGUCGUAUUACGUUCAGGGUUCGAUGAAGGUUCAGUAUGACAGCAGCGUGACCAUCAGCAGAGGAUCUGUCUUCCAGCUGGAAUAUGACGUCACUGCCCCCAGCAGUCUCCUGAGGUGGCAGUUUGCCAGUGACGGGGCAGAUAUUGGGUUUGGUGUGUACAGACGGACCAAAAAGGGCGGCAGUCAGAAAGUGGCAGAGAUGCUGCAGGUUCUGCCCAGCGAACGCUACAACGCACACCUGGUCCCAGAGGACAGCUGCCUCACCUGCCCCGAGCCUGGAGUCUACGUGUUGUGUUUCGACAACAGCUACAGCUUCCUGCAGUCUAAGAAGGUGAGCUACAACGUGGAGGUUGUUCCUCCUCCUCCGGACGUUCAGAAGCAGAGUCCCUGCAGCAGAGGAGACAGGCGGCUGCAAUGACGGCGUCCACAGAUCCUCAUGUGACGGAUGACACCAAACAACUAAAAACCAUACUUCUGCAUUAAACUGUGCUGGUGUGAAAGUGACAGGAACCAGCAUGGUCAGACCAUAACACAUUCACCUCUAUAAGCUACGGAAGAGGAUUAGGGUCACUG